Pelobates fuscus (common spadefoot toad) is the source of this 3593-nucleotide messenger RNA. RefSeq names its product tudor domain containing 7 (gene TDRD7). Gene Ontology annotation, biological process: piRNA processing; spermatogenesis; P granule organization. Lineage: Eukaryota; Metazoa; Chordata; Amphibia; Anura; Pelobatidae. The record is from RefSeq and is a predicted model, not a curated record. The coding region runs from base 6 to 3317 and encodes 1103 amino acids. Gene Ontology annotation, cellular component: P granule. The transcript is spliced from 16 exons.
UCAAAAUGUUGGAGUCUGAGAAAGAUUUGGUGGCCAAGAUGCUGAGAGCUGUUCUUCAGUCAAAUAAAAAUGGUGUGCCUCUAACACGACUGGCUGGGGAAUAUAAAUCCCUCACAGGAGAGAUAAUUCCUUUCAAGGAGAUGGGUUUCUAUACACUGGAGACAUAUCUUAAAUCCAUUCCUGGUGUUGUGAAAAUAGACAUCAACCGUGUUGGUGAGGCUACCUGUUAUGCGGUGGUUUGUAAGGAAACCGCCCAUGUUGCUGAACUUGUUGCUCGUCAGAGAAGCUCAAAGAAAAAGUCUGGAGGCCAAGUCAACUGUCAGAUGAGAAUCAAAUAUUCUGCUCCUAUCACACAUAUUGGAAAGCCAAAGGCAACCCUCAGAAAACCUGGUUUCUCAUCACCACAAGAAAAAAAUCUCAGAAAACCAGCACCUUUAACUUUGAGGGGUAAAGGAACUGUAUAUAGUGGCCGACCUAUUUAUGAUACCCAUCCUCCACUGCUUGCAGCACCAGCAUAUGGAGCUGGACUUAUCAGAGAUAUACCAAUGCAGAAGCCACCACCUUUGAUGAACAGGUCUGACCGAAAAGUAAUUCUCCCACCAAGGUUCCAGAAGGAGGGUCCUUAUUUGCUUCCAACUCCUACCAUGGAUGCAAAUGCCAAUGAGACUCAUGGAGGCAAACCUGCAAUAGGCAAUUUACAUCCCAACCUUACUUUAAUUCAGAACAAUUUGAGAGAGCUCUUUAGCAAAUACAGCAAUGGAAUCUGGAUUUCCAAGUUGCCUCAGGUGUACAAGGAGAACUUCAAACAAGAAAUAGGAGAUGAAGUGUUGAAGCUGAUUCCCAGUUGGUCUCACCUUUGCACGGCUCAGAAGAUUGUAAACAGUGGUCAAACUGAGAUGAUUCUUUUUCCUUCUACGAGAAAGCAGCAAACUACCUCAAAGUCUCCCCCUCAACGAAACAGCGAUCAGGUGAAGCUAAAUGCCUCUUCUAGUCUUGCAAAACCCACAACUCCCACUAAACUAACCGUAGGCGCAAUAUCUGACGUUGAACUUAAGCCGAAAAUUUCUGAAAUUUUGAAUAAUUACAGUAAUGGCCUUUGGUCACACGCACUCCCCAAAGUCUUUGAGGACACCUUCAAAAAGAAGUUUCCUAAUGAAGUUCUCCAAAACUUGGAAUCCCUCUCUGAUAUAUGCACAGUGGACAUAAUUUGUGAAAAUCCUUACAAAGCAAUUCUGUAUGCAAAGACCACAUCGCAAGACCACCAAAAUAUGAAUGUUUCUGGUAGCUCGUCCAUCCCUCAAGCGGUCUCAAACGUGCAACAAGACGGGGCGGAAAAACAAUCAGCCACUGAAGACUUAAUAGAAGAAUGUGAUCUUGACCUUACCCCGCCAAAAUUAGUUAUUCCUUCUGAAGCCUCGCCCUCUGUGCUAGUUGUGGAACUAAACAGUACAAAUGAAGUAGUAAUUCGAUAUGUUGGUCAAGACUACUCUGCUGCACAAGAGCGCAUGGAAGAUGACAUGAAGGAGUUUUACAGUAAAACUUUGUCACCUGGUAAAGUUGGAUCCUUAAAAGUAGGGCAGCUCGUGGCUGUAAAAGCAGAGGAAGAAGCAUGGCUUCGGGCUCAGAUAUAUUCAGUUGAUGAUAACAAAGUAAAGGUAUGUUAUGUGGAUUAUGGGUUUAGUGAAGUCAUUGAGCACAGCAAAGUGCGAAGGCUGGAUAGAUCUUUUUACACGCUUCCAUUCCAAGCAUCGAAGUGCAAGCUAGCAGGUCUGGAGGCAUUCUGUGACGAACCUGUACUAGUAAAGGCAGUGGAGACCAAAGCUUGUGGGAAGAUACUUGCUGUAGAGAUUCUGCAAAAAACAGAAAAGCCUCUUGUGGUUCUUUAUGACACAUCAGGAGACGACGAUGUCAACAUUAAUGCAACUUGUCUAAGAGAAUGGUGUGAUAAAUCUCUGAAUGUACAGUUGAGGGCAAAUGCAACUUACACAAAUGUGAUUGUGACUAAUGUUUGUUCUGAUGGGACCCUGUUUUGUCAAGUACCUUCAAAGGGACUGGGCAAACUCUGCGAGACGUUACAGAAGAUAAACGCUGAAUUCAACUCUAAACACGUCACAUCAGACUUGUUCGUAUCGCUCCCAUUUUGUGGAAAAAUCUGCCUAUUUCACUGCAAGGGGAAAUGGGCACGUGUGGAGAUAACCAGUGUCCACAGCAGUCGUGCUCUGGAUGUUAAAUUUCUAGAUUCUGGAACAAUUGCUUCUGUGAAAGUUUCUGAACUGAGAGAAAUUCCACCGCAAUUUCUGCGUGAUAUCUUUUCAAUCUCACCUCAGGCACUUAGAUGCUGUUUAGCUGAUCUUCCACUCAACAUUGGUACUUGGACCCCAGAUGCUGUGCUUUGGUUGAGAAAUACAGUGUUGAACUGCUCUGAAUGUAGCAUUAAGGUCGAAAAAAUAGAUGAAACAAGUGGCAUGGUGCAUGUUUUUCUAUUUGCCUCAAAGAACUGUCUAGAUCCUGAAAAAAGCAUAAACCGCUUAAUCACAAAUGAAGAGUUGUGGAAGAAUCAAAAAGACGUGUUUAUCAACAUAAACCCUGGUUUAGGCAGUUCAUUAAAAGGCAGAGGUGAUGCAGGUUCACAUCCUCAAGGACUUACACAGACAGGAUCUCGCAAAGAACAAAGUACUACAACAAAAAGGCCUCUUGAAGAUGAAAGGUCUGUGUCUCCCUCCUUGGAUUUGCCUCCACCCUUACAGCUACCCAAGCCCGGUGAACACAUGGACGUGUUUGUGUCGGUGGCUUGUCAUCCUGGUCACUUUGUUUUCCAGCCCUGGCAGGAACUGCACAAGUUGGAAGUUGUUAUGGAGGAGAUGCUCCUACAUUAUAGCACGACAGAGGAGAAGCCGGUGGUUGUGGAGAAAAACAAACUGUAUGCAGCAAAGGUUGAUAACAAGUGGUACAGAGUAGUCUUGAAAGGAAUUCUUACAAAUGGUCUUGUAUCUGUGUAUGAGCUUGAUUAUGGGAGGCAUGAACUGAUCAGUUGCAGAAAAGUACAACCCUUGAUUGAAAAGUUCAGACAACUGCCAUUCCAGGCUGUAACCAGUCAGCUUGCAGGUGUGAAAUGUGAACAGUGGUCAGAGGAAGCUUCAAUUGUUUUCCGAAACCAUGUGGAACAAAAGCCUCUCGUGGCACUUGUACAGUCAGUUAUUGAAAGCACUAAUUCAUGGGAUCGUAAAGUAGUGGCAUAUAUUGUGGAUACCUCUAUGCCAGACACUGAUAUAUGGGUUCAUAAUCUUAUGUCUGAAUACCUUGUUCAGCUAUCUUAGUCUGAAUAGUGUAUAAUGCUGCAGCUAGUCUUGACUCUAAUCUAAAGCAAUAACUGAAAAUACAUAGCGAGAUUUUUUAAAUAAGUUAACUUGUUAUGCACCGUUCUGAAGUGAUGAACGUAAUGAGGUUUGAAAAAUUUGAAACUUGUUUUCUGUGAAAGAUAUAUUUAACAGAAUCAUUUUGUUUACACUGUUUAAAGGAGUUGAUUUUCUGAAUAUUUGCACAUUGUUAAAACGAACAUAGUUGUAAAAUGUUAUGAUAUGCUGAUUUACAUU